Messenger RNA from Cynoglossus semilaevis (tongue sole), 2424 nucleotides. Its product is annotated as serine/threonine-protein kinase 26-like. The transcript is spliced from 12 exons. Gene Ontology annotation, cellular component: cytoplasm; Golgi apparatus. Bases 266 to 1474 code for a protein of 402 amino acids. Gene Ontology annotation, molecular function: ATP binding; protein serine/threonine kinase activity. Gene Ontology annotation, biological process: negative regulation of cell migration; protein phosphorylation. Lineage: Eukaryota; Metazoa; Chordata; Actinopteri; Pleuronectiformes; Cynoglossidae. The record is from RefSeq and is a predicted model, not a curated record.
UCAGUACGUGUGCUCGUGCGUGUGCGUAUGAUUGUAGUUCGCUGGUUUCCUCAGUUUGUCCGUGUCUCUACCCUACAGUCGGAAUAACUUCAGUCUUCGUCGAACUUUUGCUGGACUGUCAUCUCUGUUGAACUACAAAGUGGGAUUAAUAGCACAGGAAUAGGAAAAAACAAGAAAAAGGAGAAAAAGAGAAUACGGGGAGUAGAGAGGAGGAGGAGGAGAGGAGGAAGAAGAAGAAGAGUGAGUUCAGACUCUCUGUGAAACCAUGGAAGUUCCUGGUAUGCAGAGCUCCCAGUUGGAUCCAGAGGAGUUGUUCACGAAACUGGACCGGAUCGGAAAAGGAUCCUUUGGAGAGGUGUUCAAAGGCAUCGACAAUCGCAGUCAGAGCGUAGUGGCCAUAAAGACCAUCGACCUGGAGGAGGCCGAGGAUGAGAUCGAGGACAUCCAGCAGGAGAUCACGGUGCUGAGUCAGUGCGACAGUCCCUACAUCACCAAGUACUUUGGCUCCUACCUGAAGGGAACCAAACUCUGGAUCAUCAUGGAAUAUCUGGGAGGUGGAUCAGCUCUGGAUCUGUUACGUGCAGGUCCCUUCGAGGAGUCUCAGAUCGCCACCAUGCUGAAGGAGAUCCUGAAGGGUCUGGACUACCUUCACUCUGAGAAGAAGAUCCACAGAGACAUCAAGGCGGCCAACGUCUUGCUGUCAGAACACGGUCAGGUCAAACUGGCUGACUUUGGUGUAGCUGGCCAGCUCACUGACACACAGAUCAAAAGGGAAACCUUUGUGGGUACGCCGUUCUGGAUGGCUCCUGAGGUCAUUCAGCAGUCCGCCUACGACUCCAAGGCAGACAUCUGGUCUCUGGGAAUCACAGCUAUCGAACUGGCCAAAGGUGAACCUCCAAACUCAGACAUGCACCCAAUGAGAGUUCUCUUCCACAUUCCCAAAUCUCCUCCACCGACGCUGACUGGAGAUUUUUCCAAGAGUUUCAAAGAAUUCACCGAGGCCUGUCUCAACAAAGACCCAGCAUUUCGUCCAACGGCCAAAGAGCUCCUCAAACACAAGUUCAUCAUCAAACACUGUAAGAAGACUUCAUAUCUGAGUGAGCUGAUUGAUCGGUACAGGAGGUGGAAGGAGGCGGGGCAUAGUAACAGCAGCUCCGACGACUCAGACAGUGAGUCCAGUAACAAGGAGAACAGUGACUCUCCAGAAUGGUCCUUCACCACCGUCAGGAAGAAGAAGUCAGAUGGGAGAAAAGUUCUCAAUGGAACAGUCCAGGAUCAUCAGACUAAGUCAUCCAGUUUGAACACCGUCAUCUCUCCUGUUUUCACUGAGUUGAAGCAGCAACAUAAGGAGCACUCUCAGCAGCGAUUGGCUAUCGAAGAGCUGGAACGGAACAUUCGAUUGGCUGAAGACGUUUGUCCGGGAAUCACAGACAGGAUGGUCACACACAUCAUUGCCAGAUUUACAGCCAAUUAAAGAGUCAACCAUCGACAUGGGACGUUGGCAGAAGGAAGUAACUGGUCUCUGUGCUUUACCGCUGCUGCAAAAUGGGAAAAGGAGGAGUUUUGCUGUGCGACAUCUCCUCACCAACACACACACACACACACACACACACACUAAAAUUGUAAUAUAUACUCUCUAUAUCUUGUAUAUACUGUGUUUUUACUGCUGCUGUUGAAGAACUUUUUUCUCCUCUGGAUUUAAUUCAGAAGCUGAUUCACAUUUGUAUGAACUCUCUUUGUUUUUUUUUGUAAUCACCGGAGUUUUUAAAUCAACUAAGACUUACAUGACAACCAUGCAUCCCAUAAAAACAUAUCUAAAGUGCCUUCACCUUUGGAUGCUGUCACUGGUUUCCUUGAGGAAAGAAGUGACGUGACGUUGAUUUCCUUAUCAAGUUUCCUCUCUUCUGUAUUUCAUAGCACUUGAUCAUCUGCCAAUAUCACAAUUCUGUUGUCUUUUGGUACUACCUGGAUGAACUUUGCCCCCACGCUGAAACCAAACCCACGUUUUUUUUCAUAGUUUUAAUUAGAUUACUGUUCGAUUGUUUAACUAAAAAAAGUCGACAAACCAAAUUAAGUCAGGUUUUUUUGUUUCCCUUUGUUUUGUUUUAAAACUAUUUUUCAUUUGACAUCAAACCUAAAAUUCUCCUAUUUUAAGUUUUCAACAACCACCUUUUAACCAACACAGGUGAUUUUCACCAGCAUAGGGGGCGCUGUCAUCACAGGAAUUAGAAGCCAUUUGUACCAAAAACACAAUAAAGGAUUUUAUAUAAAACAUAUGGGAUACAAUAAUAAUACUGAUGAUGAUGAUGAAGAUGUGUGUUAAAGGGGAAAAUGUGUCAAAGAUGUAGAUUUUACUGUUAACCUCUCUGUUUUUGUAGCGGGAGUUUAAAUAAUAAAUAUUUAAGUUUGAUGGAGAAACUCAAA